AUGGCUGACUCUGUUGCGAGAAUCACGUCAAUGCUUGAGAAGGCUCGUAAUCUCGGGCUAGAAGCUGCUGCUGCUGCGUCUGCAAGGUUGGCUGAUACACCAAAGGAUCUCAGACCACAGGAGGUUUCAAAGCUUCUUAGCUCGAGCUCAGAAAGGGACAUCUUAAAGGGACUGAAGUAUGUCAUAUCAUUGGUAUCUAGCGGCGAAGACGCAGCAGAAUACUUUACCGACGUGGUCAAGAACGUUUCAUCUUCCAACUUGAGCAUUAGGAAACUGGUAUAUUCAUACCUGCUGAGAUACGCAGAAGAAGAGAAUGACGUUGCUUUGCUAUCGGUCAACGCAAUACAGAAGUCAAUUGGUGAUAAGAACGAACAAGUCCGGGCUCUAGCUAUUCGUGUCAUGUCUGAGAUCAGAAUAUCAUCGAUAUACCAGAUUGUUCUGUUGGGGAUAAAGAAAAGUGUAAGCGACCCAUCACCAAUUGUAAGAAGAGCCGCUGCAAUCUCGGUAAUCAACGUCUUUAACAACCACGGACCAUCGUCAAAGGACGAACUGGUUGAUUUUAUCAAACAAUUACUGAGAGAUAAGGAUCCACACGUUUUAGGCUCCGUAAUUCUUGCAUAUAGAAUGGUCUGUCCAGAUGAUUACACUUUGCUACAUGGUCAUUUCCAUCGAAUCUGUUCUAUGAUGCGGGAAUUUGACGAAUGGACAGCGAUUUACUUCAUUGAGAUAUUAACCAACUAUUCUAGACAUUUCCUACCAAAGCCAAAGAUCAUUAAUACGGCGUCGAUUGAUCAUACGUACAUUGAACUUCCAGAUAAUUAUAAUGAGAUUCCAUUCCCCGUGUACGACGUGGAAUUGGACCAAGAUCUCAAGGAAUUUCUCGAUUCAAUCAAAUCAUCCGUCUACAGCAGAAACGAAGCUGUUAUAUUAGCCACAGCAAGGGCUUAUUUCCACCUCACACCACCAAAAACUUUUAAAGAGGCGCAGGUUGCGCCAGCACUGGUUCGUUGUCUCUUGACGAGUCCACCAGAAUCGCGUGUUUAUAUCCUUCAAAGUAUUCUAUACAUGGCAAUCCAUGAUCCAACAAUCUUUGUCCAAUAUGAAAAGAGAUUUUACCUUCUUCCAAGAGACAAUGCAUCUACAGCCGAGUUCAAAUUGAAGGUAUUGUCUGCAAUUUGCAACGAAAAUAACAUUAAGAGUAUCAUCCAUGAACUUCAAUAUUACUCAUUACACUCUGAAGAUCCUAGAAUUUCCGUUGAAAGUGUUAAAGCUAUUGGAGUUUGCUCUCAAAUCAGUGAAUAUUGGAGCUCAAAGACCCUCAAAUGGCUACUUAGCGAAGUUGUCAAGUCUGAUAGAGACUCGUCGAUCAUUACAGAAUUCCUGACAGUUAUUAGACAUCUCGUGCAACACAAUCCUGAAAACAACGUCAAGACAGUGGUUAAACUAGCGCAUUUGUUAGAUAUCCAAGACUUGGAUGAUUCUGCAAAAGAGAGUAUCAUUUGGCUAAUAGGCGAAUUCACUGAAAUUGAACCACAUAUUGGGCCAGAUGUGUUGAGAAAGCUGUUGAAAACUUUCACGUCAGAGACUUCAAAUGUAAGAUAUCAGACCAUCCUUCUAGCGUCAAAGAUUUAUCUACAUGAAUUAGAGUACUACAAGAAUACCUCGGGUGAUGAAGAAUUGAAUAACUUUGACCGUGACUCCAUUAUAUCACGUAUGUUCAAUUAUGUUAUGAAACUUGGCCGUUACGAUGAUGAAUAUGGUACUAGAGAUCGCUCACGGAUGCUCUACACUCUCUUGAACUCAAAACAUACACAACUUGCAUCAUUAUUUCUACAGGCCCCAAAACCUGUUCCCUUGGUCACUUUGAGAAAAAUCGGUGAUCCGCUCUCCAAGACUGAUGAUAUUGUUGAAUCACUCCCAGUUGAUGAUAUUGUUAAAUCUUACAAUGUUCUUCCCCCAUGGUGUGAUAGUGCAAGUAUUCCACCAAGCUCUAUUAGAGAGCCAAUUGAAGUAAAGGGUGAUGUAAAGAGUAUUGGACAUAGUUUUGUCUCCUCAAGCUCUGUCAAACCAGAAAAGACGUUUGCUACACCACCAGUUGUUGAGAAAAAGUUCAAACUUCAAAGUCUUGAUGAUUUCUUCGCUGAUGAACCAGCUAGACAGUCACCUGUUCAUAGAAGGAUUAUUUAUGAGGAAGAAACAGAUUCUGAUGAAGAAAGUGAGGAAGAUAGCAGCGAGGAGGAAAGUGAUGACGAUGAUGAGGACGAGGAAGACGAGGAAGAACAAGAAGAAGAGGAUGAGAAUAACGGAAAGUACGAAACUAUUGAAUAA
This is a messenger RNA of Williopsis jadinii, 2328 nucleotides long. It is a transcript of the gene APL6, whose product is annotated as AP-3 complex subunit beta. Gene Ontology annotation, cellular component: membrane coat. The coding region runs from base 1 to 2328 and encodes 775 amino acids. Gene Ontology annotation, biological process: intracellular protein transport; vesicle-mediated transport. Lineage: Eukaryota; Fungi; Ascomycota; Saccharomycetes; Phaffomycetales; Wickerhamomycetaceae. The record is from RefSeq and is a predicted model, not a curated record. The transcript has a single exon.